GCCAAAUUCAUCCAACGGAUCCCGAAAUGCAAUGGAUGUCGUGGCGCUGCGCUUAGACCACCUCAAGGCGCGCGGAACGUACGUGGCGACGCUCAAGACGUGGUUCCAAGAGGCACAUCUCAAUGGAAGGUUAGUCAGUCGGGGUGAUUUGCAUCUCCUGAUAGCGGAAGGACCGUCCGAGGGGAUCGACACGCUGAUGGCUCGAUUCGAGACGGAGCCAAUCGACACGAAUGCCCGAGACGAGCGGUGUAUCGACAAAUUCUACGACGUGAUCGGGCGCGAGUCGCGUGUGACAGCACUCAUCAAGCCCGGGUUCACUGACAUGCAAUUAUUGAACGACACGAUGCUUGAGAAGUUGGUGCUGGACGAAUGGGGUGUGCCCAAGGAGUGGCUCUCCAGCGCAAGGGCGACUCCACGCAGCAAGCGUUUCCUUGCAUGGAAAGAACAAGCCAAGAACGCGCGCAAACAAGAGCGUCGACGCACAGCCCAAGUCCGCGACGUGGGCAAGCAGAAGCAGAGAGAAGCGAAGCGGCAAAAGUUAGAGAAGGCGGAAGGCAAGAGUAAUGUCGAAUAAAACCUGGCAGCGUUGUGGGCACAAAAUAGACUAAGAAGACUG
Molecule: messenger RNA, 616 nt
Organism: Aphanomyces invadans
Lineage: Eukaryota; Oomycota; Saprolegniomycetes; Saprolegniales; Verrucalvaceae
Exons: 3
Coding region: 32-574 (180 amino acids)
Source: RefSeq, a predicted model, not a curated record